Messenger RNA from Hermetia illucens (black soldier fly), 5565 nucleotides. Its product is annotated as hippocampus abundant transcript 1 protein. Gene Ontology annotation, molecular function: transmembrane transporter activity. Gene Ontology annotation, cellular component: membrane. The coding region runs from base 721 to 2646 and encodes 641 amino acids. Gene Ontology annotation, biological process: transmembrane transport. Lineage: Eukaryota; Metazoa; Arthropoda; Insecta; Diptera; Stratiomyidae. The record is from RefSeq and is a predicted model, not a curated record. The transcript has 10 exons.
ACAUUUUUGUAGUCGGGAGAGACGUCGACCGAAGAAAACAACCACGACGACGGCCGCUUCGAAUCCGACCCCGACAAAGUUAGAAGGGUGGAAAAUUUGUGUUUUCCUAGUUUAUUUUUCGGUUUUUCUAAAGUAAUUACUAAUUAUUCUACUCCGAAGUUGUUGUUUUCUCGAUAUUGCAAAAGUGGUUGCUGGAAAUCUCGGUUGAAUUUUGCUGAAAAAAUGAUGACAGUGCAUAGUGAAAAGUGUCUGGAAAUGCAGCCCCUAAUGUGAAAAGUGCCUAAUGUAUUUUGUCGUCUGUUCAGACGGAGGAGUUAUAGAACAAUGGGAUAAUAUUAGGCACAAGGUGAAUUUCGUGGUGAUUUGCAGUUGAAUUGUUUGCAAUUAUCGUAGUGCUGUGAUAGUGUUAAGUUUCCCGGAAAAGUUUGCAAUUUCGUUCCCCCGCUUAGAAAUGGCCGUUAAUUUGCCUAAUGUAUUCAACAGAAAAUUAGUUAAAAGAAUGAUUAUAUAAUAUAAUAUGAAUAUAUGCUAAUAAAAUUAUAUAUACAAAUAAUAAAAUAUAUCGCAAGUUGAAUGAAUAGAGUUUAUAGUGUUAAUAUAUCUAAAAGAAACAAAUUUUUAUUGUAAUUGUUAAGCGUCUAUAAAUUUUAUAAAUAGUCUAUGCGUAAGUGAGAUAAAAUGAAUACCUACGAGUAAUUACGUGGUUUUUAAAUAAUUAAUAUGUUACCGCCGUCUACGCCUACUUCACCGUCCAUUUCGGAUUUUAAAAGUACUAAUUUACCGGGUAACCAUUGCGACGACGAUGAGCAGAACCGAACUUCCUUAGAAUGUUCCUUAAGUAGUAAUAGCGACACGACGGUAGAAUGUAAUUGUGACAGCGUAGAAACUUUUGAUGAGGAUACAUGUACACCAGUUCCUGCGCAUAAUAGCUUGCUUCUGCCAAACAUAUCGUUAACUGCGUCUGCUGCUACUUCGACGACUUCGAUUGAAGCAUCAUUAGCUGCAGCUAACGUUAGUGUUAGUCCAAAUAAUAGGGUGAUUGUGGAAAGUGGCUGUCGCGGAAAUGCACAAAACGUUUUCUCAGGAACACAAUCCGAGCUACCGAUAUCGCAGGAGCAUGAAGCCCACAAAGAAUGUCAUCAACGUCAGCAGUCGUUAUCCCUAGUCAUUAAAAUCAAGCCUAGACAGAGUUGCACAAAUCAUAUGCAGCGGGUGAUGCAGCAUUGCAAGAGUUCUGGAAUCGGCGAACCCAGCGUUUAUCAUGCCUUGGUUGUGAUAUUUUUAGAAUUUUUUGCAUGGGGUUUACUUACCAUGCCUGUCAUAUCCGUUCUUAAUCAAACCUUCCCGGACCACACCUUUCUGAUGAACGGAUUAGUAAUGGGAAUUAAAGGCAUCUUCUCGUUUUUGAGUGCUCCUCUCAUAGGGGCAUUAUCGGAUGUUUGGGGUCGAAAAUUUUUCCUUUUGAUUACUGUAUUUUUCACAUGUGCUCCCAUUCCUUUAAUGACCAUAAAUACAUUUUGGUUCUUCGCAAUGAUCUCGAUUAGUGGUGUGUUUGCAGUCACUUUCUCUGUAGUAUUUGCGUACGUUGCUGACGUUACAACCAUCGAAGAUCGCUCCAAAGCUUAUGGCUUGGUUUCGGCUACUUUCGCAGCGAGUUUGGUGAUUUCACCAGCACUUGGAGCCUAUUUAAUGGAACUAUAUAGUGACACUUUAGUUGUUGCAUUAGCCACAGCGAUAGCCGUCCUAGAUGUAUUCUUCAUUUUAGUGGCCGUGCCCGAAAGCUUGCCAGAAAAAGUGCGACCUAGUACAUGGGGAGCACCAAUUAGUUGGGAGCAAGCUGACCCAUUUGCUGCACUUCGCAAAGUUGGUACAGAUCAUACUAUUUUGAUGCAGUGUGUAACAGUAUUACUGUCCUACUUGCCAGAGGCUGGUCAAUAUUCCUGUAUAUUUGUCUAUUUGAAACUAAAGAUGGAUUUUACUUCCAUUGAGGUGUCAAUUUUUAUAGCUGUGGUCGGAAUCUUGAGUAUUCUCAUACAAUUAAUUUUAGGAUUUUUAAUGAAGGUGCUUGGUGCAAAACGUACAAUAAUAAUAGGUUUAAUAUUUGAAAUGAUGCAGCUGUUAUGGUAUGGCUUCGGUAGUAAAACAUGGAUGAUGUGGGCAGCCGGAGUUUUAGCAUCCCUAGGUUCAAUCACUUAUCCAGCCAUAAGUGCAUUUGUGUCAAUACACUCAAAUGCUGAUCGACAAGGCGUGGUUCAAGGCAUGGUGACAGGAAUGAGAGGUCUUUGCAAUGGUCUAGGACCGGCCAUGUUUGGUGUGAUAUUUUACCUAUUUCACGUUGACCUAAAUGACGACCACAGCUUAAUGCAUUCGGUGGACAAGGCGAUUCGUCGAAACGAAACAUUACAUCCGGAUUCGUAUGCACAAUUGGCACCUGGACCGCCUUUUGUUUUUGGGGCCUUUAUGGUCGUAUGUGCUAUCCUAGUCGCUGUAUUCAUACCUGAAGGUCCUACGGAGCUAGCUAUAAGAAGAUCAUCGAGUGAGAAGAAAAGAGUAUCGUUAGAUGUUCAUUACGAAAUUGAACAGGGUCGAAAAGUUCAUAGUCCCUUAUCACCAUUAAUGCGAUCCGAUUCAUCAGCGCAACUGUAGUCUCCUUUUUGUAGAUAUUUAUUAUUAAGGGAUGUAAAGAAAAAUGAAAUGUUUAUAUAAUUUAGACCAUUCACAUUACUUUCUCUUGUAAAGAACUUUUAAUAAUCACGUAUCUUAUUUCUUUUUUAAUUGUUGCACACAAAAUACCGUAAACAUCGACCCUAUUCGUCAUAUAACUUGGUUACGUAUUGCUGUAGAUUUUAUAGUAAAGCGAUCAGAUGAUACAGCAACUUAAGAGAAGGGGAAGCACCAUGAUGAGGGGUGAAAUUUGCGAUUGCGCAGAGCGGAACUGGCAAAUUUGACAUGUGGUAGUUGACAAGAGAAUAAGAAAACAAAUAACGUUAAAAAUCACAAUGAUUUUGAAUAGAAGUUUGGAUAUCAGUUGAAAGUAGUUUAUAGUUUCCGUUGCUUUCCUUGAAACCAGUUGACUUUUGGAAACACUGGAAUCUAUGAAACAGAACAGUAAUUAUACUUAGCAACUAUCUUGUAAUUGUUGUUUGCGUUAGAUACAUAGAGUUAUAUUUUUCAAGAGAGAAAUCAGUGUUACAUGAAGAUUUCAAACCAAGUAAUUAGAUAAUUUUAAGUAAAUUGAUCUGUUAAGCCGCUCCAGGUUUUAACCCACAGGAAACGAAGAAACUUUAGAUGUAUAUAUUUAUUUAACGACACCAAAUUAUUAUUUUAAGACUUUGAAAAGGUGGUCCACUUUGUAUUACGAAAACUUUCUAUUGAUUUAGUUCGAAAUGUAGAUUAUUGAACAGAUGAAUAUGAUCACAUAUUUUGAUACUAGUCCACGCGUUUUUGAAUAGAGAGUGAUGCAAAUUUUGCCUGUUUUCCUUGUGUUGUGGAUGUCAUUUUCAUACCAUCAAGUUUACUACUUAAAUGAAUCUGAGGAUGCUGAAACUCUUUGGGUACAUUCCAAAUCAAUCAUUUCGAAGAAGAUAUCAUUUACUACGCCAAAGAAAAUUACUUCAUAUCUUCCCCUAUUUUCGCUUAUGUUGUAUAAUUCGGUAAUAAAUUGCGAAUAAAAGGGGAAAUAAAAAAUGCAUGUGGCCGUUUGACCCAUUCUAUUCCGCUUUUAUCAUGAUUUUGUAUUGCUUUGAUCACACGUGUGAAUAUUUGAAAUUUCAAUUUAGUUCCUGCAAAUGGCUGAGUAGUAAUAUUGGAUGAAUUGUCUGCUAUCACUUCAAAAGUGCUACGAUGCUCUUUUGAUAAUGAUUAAAGUUUGUGAUGGCCGAGCCUUAAUAAUAAGGGCGGGUGCGAACUGAUAGUCUAGCUGAGUGAAAUGAUGUGAACGCCCCAUAAAGACCGUUUAUAAUUGCCCUGAGAAUACGCUGCAAUGCCUUUAACACCCGUUUUCGCAUUUUUGCGUGACUCUCAUCGCACUAUUAAGGUGAUAGUUGCGCAUACACUCUUGAAAAUGGCAAGUAUUAAAGCACGGUGUUCCUGCCACAGAAGUUUCGGCAUUCAAGUAGUAGCUUACACAAUUUACUGUGCGGCAAAAUUUGUGGUGAAAUCUUAAAAUAGAGAAUUGUGUCCGCCUUCACUUAAUGGGGGUCGAAGGUAUUUUGUUUUUUUAAUUUCAUUUGAGUUUGUUGAGUACGGAAAUGAUGAUCACACCAAAUUUAUUCAGAGCAAUUCACAUGGUAAUAUAUGAAGCCUAAAUUUUUCUUUGCCUAUGUUAAUGCCAUUGGUUAUAAAUUGGAAAAAUACAGGCAUUUCCGAGCUGCGUGUUGUAUCUUACCUGCUACGAUGCUUGCCAUUAAAUUACAUCAAAAGUUCACCCUAAAUCACGUACAUAUACAUGUCGUCCGCUUCCGGUUUGGAUGUUAUACGUUUGUUACUUCAUGACUUCUUCCACUGAUACGUAAGCUGACACCUACCCUUGAAUUUGCACACUCGUCUCAUGUACGCUUUUUGUGAUUUGAUUUACCCUGGAUAGCAACAACAGUUGUGUGCGAUCACUUUUUAUAUCGAAUGAAUGAUUUAAGAAAGUAUUAUGAAGCUCAUGUGAUGAAAAAAUAUUGUACAAGGAAUGAUAAUUUAUGAAAUCACAUUUUGUUAUUGGAAAUGAUUUGUCGUCUGUAACAGGUUUCUUAUAGAGCACUGUUAUUUUUCAAAGAAACACGAUUGUGUAUAUAAGUGUAGAGAGAUUUUUGUGCGCUAGAAAUUGUAAAUAACGCUAAUGAAAUAUUAGCAGAAAAAUAUGAUCGGAUGAAGAAGUGAAAGUAAACUUUACGAAAAGCUAACUAUAUUUUUUUAAAACAUAUUUAGACAUUAUUUUUAAGUUCUUGAGAAAUGCCGACACGAUUUGAAAGAAUGUCGAACUUGCCCGGGAAAGGAACCAACUAAACUGACGGCCCAAAGAAGCGUUACGGAAUCGUCUACAGAAACUGCCCGUAUCCUGGGGCAAAGUUCGCUUUUUUGGAGGUUUCAGUACUGCGGGUCGAAAACAAUUCCGUAAUGUUCCUUGUUAGCAAGAACCAUUGAUGAAAAGUUUCAAUUUGUAUUCCGUGGCUCUAAAGUUCUUUGCUCCCAAAUAUGAGAAUAGUUUCCUUUUGACGUUAAAUUUAAAGAAGAAAUUGCAGUAAAUCAAGUCAAUUCCACAGCAAAAAAUUGGUAGAAUGGAUUUUUAUUGUUCAAAUCAAUCCUUGAAUGCAUUAAUCUGCAAUAGUCACCUAGACGCUUCUCGCUGCCAAAAACAAUAGAAGUCGUAUUAACGAAAAUACUUCCAAACUAUUUUUGAUGAAAAAGGGAAAUCGAACAGAAGCAUUAGAAUGUUAAAGAUGUUUUGAAAUCUUGCAAAUUUCUGUUAAUACUUCCUGCAAAGGAUACACUUAUAGAAAUUAUUUUAUUUUUAAGAGAGAUGACCGCAAAGAAUUUAUAAUUGAAUAAAUGCUGCAGGCGAAAAUGUUAUAUCAA